AUGGUCCUCUCCUACGAGGGUGGCACAGGAACCCACUGGGCCAGAGGUUGGUCCUGGACCCCUCUGCAUGGGAAGACCUGCCCACCCUUCCAGGGCCCAUGGAGGUCCAGUCUCAGCCAUCCAAGGACAGUCCCUUUCCUACCACUUCCCUCUGUGCUGCUUUGGGGUGCCCUCCUGUGGGCUGGUUCCCUCCCUGAUCUGGCCUGGGGGGCAGGGACCUUCACCCUGGGGGUGCUGGGUCCCUUGGACUGUGACCACAUCUUUGCCCAGGCCCUCCCCAGUGUGGCUGCCCAGCUGGCUGUGGACCGAGUCAACAAGGACUCCUCAAUGGUGCUGGGCUCACGGCUGGCUUCCAUGGUCCUUCCCACGGGUUGUGACACCCCUAGUGCCCUGGCCACAUUCCUGGCCCACAAGAACACUGUAGCUGCUUUUGUGGGCCCUGUCAAUCCUAGUUACUGCCCAGCAGCAGCCCUACUGGCCCAAGGCUGGGGCAAGACCCUCUUCUCCUGGGCAUGUGGGGCUCCAGAGUGAGGAGGUGAGCUGGUGCCCACCUUGCCUUUGGCUGCCCAUGUGCUGCUGUCCAUCAUGAGACACUUUGGCUGGGAUCACGUGGCCAUCGUGUCCUCCUACCAGGACAUCUGAUUGGCUACAGCCCAACAGGUGGCCAUGACUCUCAGGACACAUGGACUGCCUGUGGGGUUGGUGAUUUCUCUGGAACCCGGAGAGCAGGGGGCCAUGGAGGUCCUGAAGCAGCUCUGCAGCGUGGAUGGCCUGAAAAUCUUGGUGCUGUGCAUGCACUCGGCGCUCCUAGGGGCCUCCGAGCAGACCAAUCUGCUGAGCCGGGCACAGGCCCAGGGCCUGGUAGAUGGGAGGCUGGUCUUCCUGCCCUACGACACAAUGCUGUUCGCCUUGCCCUACCGCAUCCGCUCCUACCCGGCCCUGGGCAACAGUGGGCCCCUGCAGGAGGCCGAUGCAGUGCUGACCGUCAGUCUGGAGUCUGGCCCUGGAGACAAGGCCUUUGAAGCUGCCAGGGCUGGUGGAGAGCUGGCUGCCCACCUGGAGCCAGAACCCUCUCUUCCACAGGUGUCCCCACUCUUUGGAACCAUCUAUGAUGCUGUUGUCCUGCUGGCCCAUGCCCUGAACCGCUCUGAGGGCUAUGGGGCAGAACUCUCAGGGGCCCACUUAGGGGACCACACAGGGGAUUUGGAUGUGGCUGGUUUUAGCCAGAGGAUCCGGACAGAUGAGAAAGGCCGGAGGCUGGCUCAGUACGUCAUUUUGGACACAGAUGGUCAGGGAAACCAGCUGGUCCCCACUCACAUCCUGGACACAGGCAUGUGGCAAAUUUAGCCUCUGGGCAGGGCCAUACACUUUCCAGGAGGACCCCCUCCAGCACAUGACUCCAGCUGCUGGUUUGACCCCAAUACACUAUGCCUGAGAGGUGGCCAGCCCCCAGGCAGCCUCCUCGCUCUGGCCCUGGCUGGUGUCCUGGUGUUGGCCGGCGGGGCCCUCACUUGCCUCGUCAGACUGGGCCUCCAGCAGCUGCAGCUGGUGCGGGGCCCCCACCGGAUCCUGCUGACAGCCCAGGAGCUUACCUUCAUCCAUCGGGGCCCGAGCAGAAGGAGGCUGCACGCAGACAGUGCAAGUGAAUCAGGAAGUGUGGCAGAUGGUGGGAGCCUGAGGUCGGCAGCUGAGGGGCCAGCAAGGAGACUCCCAGCCUCCCAGGAGCCCACCAACAUGGCUCUGUACCAGGGAGAGUGGGUGUGGCUGAAGAAGUUUGAAGCUGGCACAGUCCCUGAGCUGCGGCCGAGCUGCCUCAGCCUCCUUAGAAAGAUGCGGGAGCUGCAGCACGAGAUCGCCAGCUUCCUGGGCUUCUUCGUGGCCCCUGGGGUCAGUGCUCUGGUGUUGGAGCACUGUGCCCGGGGCAGCCUGGAAGACCUGCUGUGGAAUGAGACUCUGCGGCUGGACUGGACCUUCAAGGCCUCCCUGCUGCUGGAUUUGAUCUGUGGGGUGUGGUAUCUGCACCACCGGCAUUUCCCUCAUGGCUGCCUCAAGCCCUGAAACUGUGUGCUGGAUGGACGCUUUGUGCUAAAGGUCACUGACUACGGUUACGCCAAGCUCCGGGACACUCAGCGGGCUCCGCGCCCCCGAUCAGCCCCAGAGGAGUUGCUGUGGACGGCUCCAGAGCUGCUGCGGGGAGCUGGGGCACCCGGGCGGGGCACACUCAAAGGGGACAUCUUCAGUAUUGGCGUCAUCCUGCAGGAGGUGCUGACUCGGGGCCCACCUUAUGGCUCCUUAGGGCUCUCAGCGGAAGAAAUCAUCAGGAAGCUGGUGUCUCCCCCUCCCCUGUGCUGGCCACUGGUGUCUCCUGACCACGGGCCACCUGAGUGCAUCCAGCUGAUGGAGCAGUGCUGGGAGGAGGAUCCAGAGGACAGACCCAACCUGGACCAGAUCUACACCCAGUUCAAAAGCAUCAACCAAGGCAAGAAAACCAGUGUUGCUGACUCUAUAUUUAGGAUGCUGGGGAAGUAUUCCCAGAACCUGGAGGACUUGAUCCAGGAGUGGACUGAGGAACUGGAGCUGGAGAGACAGAAAACUGAAAGGCUGCUCUCUCAGAUGCUUCCUCCGUCCGUGGCUGAAGCUCUGAAAAUGGGGGUGACUGUGGAGCCAGAGUACUUUGACCAGGUUACCAUCUACUUCAGUGACAUUGUGGGUUUUACCACCAUCUCCACCCUGAGUGAGCCCAUCGAGGUGGUGGGCUUGCUCAACGAUCUCUACACACUGUUUGAUGCUGUUCUGGGCAGCCAUGAUGUGUACAAGGUGGAGACCAUCGGGGAUGCCUACAUGGUAGCAUCUGGGCUGCCCUGGCGCAAUGGGAACCGGCAUGCAGCUGAGAUCGCCAACGUGGCCCUGGACAUCCUCAGCUCUAUGGGCAAUUUUGGGAUAAGGCAUGCGCCCACUGUGCCCAUUCGCAUCAGGGCUGGGCUGCACUCAGGGCCUUGUGAGGCAGGGGUCAUGGGUCUCACCAUGCCUCGGUACGGCCUCUCUGGGGACACUGUUAACACCUCAUCCCGGAUGGAGUCUACAGGUCUGCCGUACAGAACUCAUGUCCGCAGCAGCACUGUCCAGGCACCGCUCAGCCUGGAUGAAGGCUACAAAAUUGACAUCAGAGGCCAGACUGAGCUAAAGGGGAAGGGCAUCGAGGAGACCUACUGGCUGGUGGGGAAGGCGGGCUUCCCCAGAGCCCUCCCCACACCUUUGGACAUCAAACCAGGGGACCCCUGGCAAGACCUCAUAAACCAAGAAAUCAAGGUGGCCUUUGCCAAAGCCCGCCAGAGCAUAGCCGGGCCCUGGAGCUCGGGGAAGGCCUCGGCCAGGCCAUGA
Molecule: messenger RNA, 3381 nt
Organism: Camelus dromedarius (Arabian camel)
Lineage: Eukaryota; Metazoa; Chordata; Mammalia; Artiodactyla; Camelidae
Product: guanylate cyclase D-like
Exons: 19
Biological process (GO): intracellular signal transduction; protein phosphorylation; cGMP biosynthetic process
Cellular component (GO): plasma membrane
Molecular function (GO): adenylate cyclase activity; guanylate cyclase activity; peptide receptor activity
Source: RefSeq, a predicted model, not a curated record